GAUAAAUUAGCCCUAGUUCAAAAUUGGUAAGUGGCAGAAAAAUUCUUUUGUGUUCUUUUCGCUGGAAAGUAACAUUCUCUGUUUGGAUUGAACACUGAGUCUCGGUUUUCAAAUCUAUUUUUCUGGCAAGGAUUUUGUGAUCAUAUUCUUUUUCUGGUGAGACACACAAGCUUCUUCAAUUGAGUCAGUCAUUGCUUCCACCAUUGUUGGAAGGUCAUGGGUAUUCAAUAAAGCGUCUUCAAGUGAGUCGUUGCUUCCACUCUAGCAGUGUGUGAGGGGACAUGAUGAUGGGUGAUCCUCAAAAGCAUAGAAUCCUGAUGGUCUCAGAUUUUUUCUAUCCCAACUUUGGUGGUGUGGAGAAUCACAUAUAUUACCUCUCACAGUGUUUGCUCAAGCUAGGCCACAAGGUGGUGGUUGCAACUCAUUCUUAUGGAAAUCGGUCUGGGGUCAGAUAUAUGACUGGUGGUCUGAAAGUCUACUAUGUUCCAUGGAGGCCGUUUGUUAUGCAGAAUACAUUACCAACCUUCUAUGGAUUACUACCAAUUAUUAGAAUUAUUCUUAUCAGAGAAAGAAUUACAGUGGUGCAUGGACACCAAGCCUUUUCAACAUUUUGUCAUGAAGCUCUUAUGCAUGCAAGAACCAUGGGAUACAAGGUUGUGUUUACAGAUCAUUCACUGUAUGGUUUUUCUGAUGUUGGAAGUAUUCACAUGAACAAGGUGUUACAGUUUACCUUGGCAGAUGUGAGUCAAGCCAUUUGUGUUUCCCAUACAAGCAAGGAAAACACAGUGCUGCGGUCAGGUUUGCCACCUGAGAAGGUUUUUGUCGUACCUAAUGCUGUGGACACUUCCAUUUUCAAGCCUGCAGUGAAUCGUCCAAGCGGACCAGAAAUUGUUAUUGUUGUUAUCAGCAGAUUGGUUUAUCGAAAGGGAGUUGAUUUACUUGUUGAAGUCAUUCCGGAAGUAUGCCGAUUACAUCCUAAUGUUCGUUUCAUUAUUGGAGGUGAUGGACCUAAGCGUGUGAGGUUGGAAGAGAUGAGAGAAAAGCAUUCACUUCAAGAUCGAGUGGAAAUGUUGGGAGCUGUGCAACAUGUACAAGUUCGAUCUGUUCUGAUAUCUGGACACAUCUUCUUAAACAGUUCUUUAACAGAAGCUUUUUGUAUAGCCAUAUUAGAAGCUGCAAGUUGUGGAUUAUUGACAGUGAGCACAAGAGUGGGAGGAGUUCCUGAGGUUUUGCCCGAUGAAAUGAUUGUUUUGGCAGAGCCUGAUCCUGGUGAUAUGGUACAUGCAAUUCAAAAGGCAAUAUCUAUUCUGCCAAAGAUUGAUCCGCAAGUCAUGCAUAAUCGGAUGAGAGAACUAUACAAUUGGCAUGAUGUUGCCAAAAGGACUGAAAUUGUAUAUGAUCGUGCUUUGAAGUGCUCCAACCAAAAUCUUCUUGAAAGACUCUCACGAUAUCUCUUCUGUGGAGCGUGGGCGGGCAAGCUGUUUUGCUUGGUCAUGAUUGUUGGUUUCUUGUUAUGGCAACUAUUGGAAUUAUGGCAGCCUGAAGAUGAUAUUGAGGAGGUGUCAGAUUUUAGUCUUCCUCACAACUGUGAUGAAGAUAUGUUGGAAGAGAACCCAGUGAAAUGAGUAGCGUGAUCCAUUAUUUUUGCCGAAUCACGGAGUUUUUGUUUUGCCACGAAUAUGAUAUGCAGAAUAACAAAAAGAAUACACAUGGCGUUAACACUAAUCCGAGGCCCCAGAUCUUGAAAUGGAGAUAAUCAUCAAUCCUUUGCAUGAGUGGUCUUGGAGAUACAUGUGUGGCUGAAAUGGAUUCUGUAUAGAGAGAACUGUGCGGUAUGUUCUAAUUAGUGUUAAUAUUAUUGUCAGCAUUACUUUGUUGAGGCUUGUAAUCAAACAUGUUAAACUGAAGUGUGAAAUCAAGGUUCGAAUAUUUUCUGUACAA
This is a messenger RNA of Vigna angularis (adzuki bean), 1941 nucleotides long. Its product is annotated as phosphatidylinositol N-acetylglucosaminyltransferase subunit A. The coding region runs from base 282 to 1625 and encodes 447 amino acids. Gene Ontology annotation, biological process: GPI anchor biosynthetic process. Gene Ontology annotation, cellular component: glycosylphosphatidylinositol-N-acetylglucosaminyltransferase (GPI-GnT) complex. Gene Ontology annotation, molecular function: phosphatidylinositol N-acetylglucosaminyltransferase activity. The record is from RefSeq and is a predicted model, not a curated record. NCBI's taxonomy places the organism in Eukaryota, Viridiplantae, Streptophyta, Magnoliopsida, Fabales, Fabaceae. The transcript is spliced from 9 exons.